CGGGUCCCUGCGGCGGGGCCGGGCCUGUGAGCGGAAUGGGGGCAGCGCCCGGGACGCCGAGGGGGCCGGCGGAGCGCCCAGCCACGCAGGCACUGAAUGGCUUGGUUUCCACCAGCGGAUUCUGUGAUGGCAGCUACUAAGCUUGUUCCCAUUUCCCUGCUGGAACACCAGAAGAACAACUUUCAGCAUAAACUCAUACCUGGUAAAGAGGAAGGUUUAAAGGAUCUCUAUGCCUGCAAGAGCCAAAGAUAUUCAUAUUCUCUAGCUGCAGAAAACAGUCAGUACAGCUCCGGGCAUGGAGGUUCCUGUUUAGGUGGAAUGCAGAACACCAGCCAGACCAAGACUCCACCAUCUAAAUCAUUAGUCAGAUGGAAAGAAGGAGUGGACCGUGCAUAUCCCCUGAAACCAAUCGUUCACCAGCAACGUAUGAGUGUUCCAGUGGUCAACACAGCACAGCUUGGAAGUGCCCCAUACGUGGAGGAAGCUCCAAAUAGCAGCCCUAGCUCAGUGAGCAAAGGGAGGUAUCAGCCAGCUGCAGUGCUCUCUCCUUGGCCAGUAGAACCUAAACAGGCAGCCUCCCCAUGCAGAGGAAACCUGGCCUACAUCCAAAAGUUGGAGGCAGAUGGACGGAAGCUGGAAAAGAAAAUCCAAAAGCAAGAGGCUCUCCUCAGAGAGAAGCUGAAGAGAACAAAGGAGAAGCUUAGGAGGAUUCAAAGAGAGAAAGAGCUUGCUGGGGCAGGGGAGAGAAGGUACCCAGAAGUGGAGAGGACCCAUAAGCAAAUGACCACAAGGCUCCCUGAGGAGAAAAUCUUCAGAGCUGCAGUCAGGACAGAUGAUGGGGUCUUGCACGGGGCACAGUCUGCAGAUGCUGCUAUCCCCAAGCCUGACACCACCCUCUGCCCCCAGGAGCUAGCUAUGAGGAAACACAAGAAGGAGAGGCUGGUAGUCAGCAACAGCAAAAUUCAACGCCACGUACCCAUGGAGCAUUUAGCCUCUUGUUCAAAGCCAGCCCCAAAAUGCAUCUCUUCUCCCUCUGCCAUGUCAGACCAAGUUUCUGUUGACCACCCAUCCACAAAAGUGCUAUGCAUGCAGGCUGACAGUGCUCUUGAGCAGGGGAAGCUUGGACAGUGCAGUGUCUGUGGACGUAACUUCCUCUGCACCAGGCUUGAGAAGCACAUAAGUAUCUGCAGCAAAAUCCAAGGCUCCAGGAGGAAAGUGUUUGACUCCAGCAAGGCCAGAGCUAAGGGCACAGAACUGGAAGAGUAUCAGCAGCUGAAGGGCUCAGAGGGGCCUGAGAGUAAGCCACCCAGAAAGAACAACCGGAAACAGAAGCAUGCAGUUCUCAUCCAGACCAUGCGUGAGGCCAGCGAGGUGCAGCAAGUCCUCAGCAAGGGAGGGAAGGUGUCUGAAGUCCCCCUGUUGCCUCCCAUCAAAAACCCAGACUAUGUUGCCUGCCCCUACUGCAAACGCCAAUUUGCUCCCCAGGUAGCUGAGAGACAUGUUCCCAAAUGCAAAACCAUCAAGAAUAGGCCUCCGCCCCCACCACAGAGGAGGUGCUGCUGAGGCAGUGUCCAACUGUACCCGCUGCUGUGAUUCCCUGCCUUUUUCCUGCCAGGUUUCCAGGCACAGACACUCUUGCUUUCCCUAGUCUCAGCAAUGACUGCAAGUGUUGAGCUUGUAUGUACAGCAUGUUAACAGCUUGGGUACAGAAGUGAAUACCAGAACUUCCGUACUUCAGCCCGUGCCCUGGGUUGCCCCAUGCAGGACAUGGGGCUGCUUCUCCCAUCCUGUGAGCUCAGCACUAGCCCUCAGUGUCGUGUGAGUCUGCCACUGUUCAGGCAGCUGAGCGGGGAAGAAAGGCUGUCAGUGGGACGGGAGACCAGCCAUCAAAAAGGGGCUGUUCUUCAGAACUGUGUUUUGCCUGUAGGUUAAGGAGGCUUGAGUUUUGUUGUAGGUUUGUUGUUUUUUUUUCUAAACAACUAGUAGCGUCUGAUGUGGAGACAGAUGCUGUCCUUUAGCUUUUCCAUGGCUGCAGCCUCAGGUUUUUCCUUCUACAAAAACAGAGUAGUGCCAUUCACAAGAAGAGCUGGGCCAAACAGAGCAUCAGCCUUUUGUUUUCUCUAUUGCUCUGUAGGCACAGAUGUUCACCCCUGAACAUGCUGCAGAACAUGCUCAUGGGCUGCUGCAUUACCAUUUAGAAACCCAGCACAACAUUGAGUUAGGAGACCCAGGAGGAGUAGUAGAUGCUUUCUCAAUACAAGCAGCUCAGGAUCAGAAAUUCAGAGGACUAGAAAAGCUAGCAGUAGCAGCACUUACCGUUUGAGUCCAUGCCAAUUCAUGUGCACAGGACAGCAGAGAUACUCUGAACCGGCCAGAACAACCAUCCCAACAUGUUACUUGCCACAUACAAUAGCUGGGACUCGGAGUUGGGAAAGGGUGGAAGAAGAAACAGUUACUUAAAGAAUAAUGCCACACAAGAUCAAAAAUAGGUCAUGAAUAAGCUCAGACUGGAAAUCAGCUUUCUAACAGGAGAGAGUGAGGUCAUGGAAAAACCUUACAAAGAGAUUAGCACAGGCAAGGAACCUACAUUGUUUCAAAAUGGUCUUGGAGAAGAUCAUGGAAGGCAGCACAUGGCAGGAGUUAGAAAUUAGGAAUUGCUGUUUAAAACACAAGGCUUGCACCCUUCAGGGAGUCACCUGCUUACUUUCAUCUUAGUUGUUUUUAUGAUAGGGAAUUAGAACAAAAACAUACCUCUUCUUUUGCUUUCUUCUUGAGAUGCAACGUAGUUCUUGGUGAUUUUGGCCUCAUGCUAAAGGUCUUUGUCACUCACUGUUAAAGGGUCUUUUGAGGGAAAUGGGUGCUCUAUAGAUACUUUUAGAGAAUUGUCUGCUUAUAAUUGGUGACACUUCCUACACAUUUCUAAGUCAGUUAUUUUUCCAGAUUCUGAUUUUUAAUAUAUUAAACUAGUUCUGUUGUGUAAAAGUUG
Messenger RNA from Strigops habroptila (Kakapo), 2986 nucleotides. RefSeq names its product zinc finger C2HC-type containing 1C (gene ZC2HC1C). NCBI's taxonomy places the organism in Eukaryota, Metazoa, Chordata, Aves, Psittaciformes, Psittacidae. The coding region runs from base 97 to 1563 and encodes 488 amino acids. The transcript is spliced from 3 exons. The record is from RefSeq and is a predicted model, not a curated record.